This is a messenger RNA of Fopius arisanus, 1727 nucleotides long. Its product is annotated as proton-coupled folate transporter. The transcript is spliced from 4 exons. The record is from RefSeq and is a predicted model, not a curated record. Lineage: Eukaryota; Metazoa; Arthropoda; Insecta; Hymenoptera; Braconidae. Bases 25 to 1437 code for a protein of 470 amino acids. Gene Ontology annotation, cellular component: membrane. Gene Ontology annotation, biological process: transmembrane transport. Gene Ontology annotation, molecular function: transmembrane transporter activity.
UGUGUUUUAAAAAAAUCAUCAACAAUGGAGAGUGAAGGUAGCACUGGCAUAUUUUCCAAGUGGCGACGUUACAAUCUUAUAGAAAUACCGGUUUUCUUGGAUCUUUGUGCCAGUGGAAUGACAGAGACAGUCUUUUCAGACUUGAUCCUUUAUCAAACGUGUCGUAUAACUCUAAAUGAAACCCUCACCGACACCUGUAAUUUACUGCAUAAUAAUAGCAGCAGUCAGGCGGCGAGGGAUUUGGAACAAUUGAUUCAGCCUCGAGCGAGUUACAUUCUCCUCAGCAAGUCACUGAUCGAGGGCAUUCUACCAGCGAUAUUUUCUCUAUUCCUAGGCCCUUGGAGCGACCGAUAUGGUAGAAAGCCUAUUUUAAUCGCAGCCUUUACAGGUCCUUUUAUAAGAUUCGUCAUGCUCUCGAUAUUGAGCGUUUGGAAUUUGAACCCCUGGAUUUACCUGAUCGCCUCGAUUCCUCGUGCCCUUCUGGGGGGCGUCUGUGGAUUGAUGCUAUCAAUUUUUUGCUACAUCUCAGACAUCACGAAUGAUGGGAACAGAGCGUGGCGUUUGGCCUGUGUCGAGAAUUCUCUGGCUGCGGGUCUCGUCGUGGGGACUUUUCUGGGUCCCUUUAUAUUCCAGAGAUUUGGCUACACCACGCUAUUCAUCGCUGCAACUUUCACAUCCGGUCUCACAUUAUUUAAUAUUUUAUUUUUAAUACCCGAGAGUGUAAAGAGGCAGGAGCCAGAGCACAAGUGGAAAAACCCCUUCGACGUCAGUCUCGUCAAGAAAUUAUUCCAAACUGCAACGAGGAAGAGACCAGGACUCGACCGUUCCACCCUCUGGAGUUGUAUAUUGAUUUUAUCUCUCUACGUUAUUGCAAUCAGUGGAGAAAUAAAUACUGGAUUUUUAUUUGCAAAUGCUAGGCUGGGGUGGAAUGUUGUACAGUACUCGGAAGUCAGUGCUAUUUGCACUGUUCUGGCUAUUGCUGGGGUUUCCCUGGGGAUGAAAAUCUUCAGAAGAAUUGGUUUUUCGGAGUUGAGUGUUGCACUGGUUGGGACGAUCUCAAUAUUUUCUGGAUCAAUGAUCACAGCUUUCACGUUUAAACCCUGGCACAUGUACCUGGCAGGUGGUUGUGGGGUAUUCAGUGCCCUCCUCACCCCGCCUAUCCGUUCGAUUCUCUCGAAAUCUGUGCCUCCAGCUGAUGUCGGAAAGGUAUUCUCACUUACAACUUCGGUAGAAUCCACUCUACCCCUGGCUACCAACUCUCUGUACACUUUUCUUUACGCUCAUUACAUGCCACCGUAUUACCCUUCCCCAGUUUAUUUGUUAUCUGGAUUCAUUUUUUUGUGUAUUCUUUUAUUAAUUGUUGUUCUUGACAGAAAAAAUGCGAGAACUAUCAAUCCCUCUGUUUACACCUCGCUCGUCGAAGAUGUGAUUAAUUAAUUCCCGAAAAUUGCUCAAUUUAGUGUAGAGUUUGGAACCUGUUUUCAUUUUUACAAUAAUGAGUGAUGUUAAUCGACUCAACACUUUUGUAAUAUUUUUGACAAUAAUUACUCAUCAUAAAAUUAAUGUCGACUAAUCAAUCGAUAUCAAUUCGCAUAAUCUGACGGGAUUUUGAGACUCGGUAGAAGAAUUGAAAAUAAAAUACUCCGAACGAAUUGUGAUAUGAGAUAUUGAUUGAUAUCAAUAUUUGUAAAUUGAAAAUAAUAUUUUUACAAUAAAAGCAGUUUUUU